Phytophthora nicotianae INRA-310 is the source of this 2314-nucleotide messenger RNA. RefSeq lists its product as hypothetical. NCBI's taxonomy places the organism in Eukaryota, Oomycota, Peronosporomycetes, Peronosporales, Peronosporaceae. The record is from RefSeq and is a predicted model, not a curated record. The transcript has 4 exons. The coding region runs from base 1 to 2292 and encodes 763 amino acids.
AUGAAGAGACUCAACGCACUCGGAACGUCUGCGUCCACAUCUAUAAUCCCUCCUGCAUCUCCCAGUAACAAUGGCCAUGGUAUUGAAAAUCUGCCAACUCAAAGUCAAACUCUACCAGGAAAUCAAGGAUCUGGGUUUAUUCAAACCUCAACAACUCCUUCGUCUGGUAUCGCGGUUCCUGCCGGUUCUACUGCUAAUAUUGCUCCUGUAUCUGAUGCAGAAAAGCUUCGAAAUGAUUUCAACUCGCAAGCAACGCGACUCUCCUAUGGCUGUAGUGUGGCGCUAGAAUUAUUCAACGGCCACCUUAUGAUGGUUGGCAGUCCGGAUGGCCAUGUACGAGUGCAAUCCCUAGAGAAACUCCAAACGCCUCAAGCCAAAGGCUACAAGGAUCGAGCCAUCUUCACAUUGUUGGAUCUUGUUGAUGUCCGUAGUGCUGGGUCGAUACGCUACGGCGAUUCUGUGUGGUUACAACUUAGUGUCGGUCCAGGUGAUGUAUCUUGGGAACAAGGUGGCGUUCUUGGCGCUAAAGUACGCGAAGCGCCUCAACUUAAAGCUUUAGGCUUACUGGAUGAUGAUUCUAUUCGCAACGACGUACAAGCACCCGCUGCCGUGGGUUAUCCAGUCCCAGUAACAGCUUAUCUCCCAAAGAGUCGAGAUGAUGGCGACAUGCAAGUGGAUGAGAUUCAAUCUCGAUUGCGGAAUAAAACGGCGAAGAUGCUUGGCAAGUGGAUCAUUCGCUCUGCCGUGUGCCAGCGGCGCAAGCAAAAAGAUAACUUCGUCUACAACAACGACGAAGUGUAUCUGGAGCAAGACUGGUUUUAUCUGGGUGCAGAUUCUGAUGCAGGUGUUGCGGUUCUACGUCAAUUACCACCUGCAGUCGCUGGAAAAGAUACGAAACCUGGGGAGUACGUUGUGGAGCGUCGAGGAGCCUGGAAACUCCGAUUGUUGGACUCCAGUAGCGGUAGUGCGGGACUUUCACUGGCUCAACAGCAGAUGGAACGUCUUCUACUUCGCGCUAAAGCUCAACUGAAACAGUCGAAACGAAUGCGAGCUGGUCAGACGAAAGUUUACGGUCCAAAUCUACGCGGUGGCACUGGAUUUACAGCUCAACUUCGGGCUCAAGUGGCGGCGUCAACGCGUCAGAUCGAAAGCCGCUGCGCCGAUCACCAGGAGAGGCGACUCAAACAUAUUAACCGACAUUUAAACGACAAAGCUCGUAAACGCGAGCGACUAGUUGAGAAUACAGCAAGAAUCGAGACCAACGCAACUUCACAGAGCCACAAUGACGUUAGUUCCUCUCAAGUAACCAGACGAACAGCUCGCAGUAGAGUUGGUCGCACUGCGAGAUCUGAUGAUAUAAAGACAACGAGAACAAUCGAAAACACCGCUCGUCACGGACCCGAGUCAAGCGACUCAAGAACUACGACUCCGUACGCCUCGAAUACCAGCACAAGCCCUCUAAAUGAACGAGUGUUGCAGCUCUUCGCCAAGGAGGACGCUGCGAUGGUUGAUCUGAUCAAAUUCAAGGAGAAAGAGGCGUAUCGUGCACUCUACGAACAGGCUCAAGACGACGCAACGUUGUCACCAUUGGCUGCUCACUUCCGUGAUCGCUUCAAGCACGUGGGCUUGUUCAUGCAGAUGCAUAGACAGCAACAACAAGUGCAACAAGAUGGCAUCGGUGGCCACUUCCAGAAGCUUCACGCUGAUUUGUUCCCGAAUGGAAGUCGCACAAUUCCUGAUGAGAGUGAUUACUACUCAGACUACGACUCGGACGACGACGUAGACUCUGAGACGUCUAAUGAUGGUCAACAGGAAGUGAAUGUCCAGAGUAUUGAAGUGAGAAGGGAGAGUGACGAGGACCUCGAGACGGAGCCGGAACGUUUGUUCCCGACACCACAGGAGCUGGAAAAACUCACACCGGUGGAUACUAAAGCCGCUUUGACGUUGUAUGUACAGAAUCGACACGCGAUGACGGAGAUGCUCGAUGGUUAUGCCGAAUUGGUGACGUCUCAGAUGAUUCCGACGCUUAAAGCCUCUCUGAGUACUCGCAAUCGAGGAGCAUUGAUGGAGACGCUUGAUUUCGUGGCUAGAGCGUCGGAGUUCGUUUGUGCUAGACGAGUGCAAGUGUUUGUUGCCAGGUUGUUGCAUGCUGUGGCGGAGAGCGAUGUGGGCGAUUUUGCGAGUUUCGAGAAAGAGUUUGAUGAAUUGACGGCGGAAAUGCAGGGCGCUGUCAAUUUUAUUAACUUUUUCUUACAGACUAGAGAGCCACGACGAAAGAACAAGAAUAAAUGAGGAAACAUUAUCAUUCGAGAGA